GGACCUUCCGAGGAAUCUGUAAACAAAUCAACCAUUUUCCGGAAGAUGGCGACUAUGAACAGGAUGCGGCGGAAUACCUCCUGCGUGCCGUGAGGGCAUCCAGCAUCUUCCCCAUCCUGAGCGUGGGUCUUCUGUUCUUCGGGGGCUUGUGUGUGGCGGCCAGUGAGUUCUACAAGAGCAAACUCAACGUCAUCCUGAGCGCCGGGAUCUUUUUCGUGUCGGCAGGACUGAGCAACAUCAUCGGGAUUAUCGUUUACAUCUCGGCCAACGCUGGGGAUCCCGGGCAGAGCGACUCCAAGAAGAGCUACUCCUACGGCUGGUCCUUCUACUUCGGGGCCUUAUCCUUCAUCAUCGCCGAGAUGGUGGGAGUCAUCGCCGUCCACAUGUACAUUGAGAGGCACCGCCAGAUCCGAGCCAAGUCCCACUCGGUGGCGCUGCUGAAGAAGUCCACCUUCGCCCGCCUGCCCACCUACCGCUACCGCUUCCGGAGGAGAUCCAGCUCCCGCUCCACGGAGCCCCGGUCGCGGGACCUCUCCCCCAUCGGCAAGGGCUUCACCACCAUCCCCUCCACCGACAUCUCCAUGUUCACCUUGUCCCGGGACCCCUCCAAGGUGACUAUCGGGACCCUGCUCAACUCCGAGAGGGAUCACGGGUUUUUACAGAUUCACAACUCCCUCCCCAAAGAGUUCAAGGAGUCGCUGCACAACAACCCCGCCAGCCGACGAACCACUCCCGUCUGA
Messenger RNA from Gekko japonicus, 740 nucleotides. It is a transcript of the gene CACNG3, whose product is annotated as calcium channel, voltage-dependent, gamma subunit 3. Gene Ontology annotation, cellular component: AMPA glutamate receptor complex; postsynaptic density membrane. The annotation marks the transcript as partial. The transcript is spliced from 3 exons. The record is from RefSeq and is a predicted model, not a curated record. NCBI's taxonomy places the organism in Eukaryota, Metazoa, Chordata, Lepidosauria, Squamata, Gekkonidae. Gene Ontology annotation, molecular function: voltage-gated calcium channel activity; channel regulator activity. Gene Ontology annotation, biological process: neurotransmitter receptor internalization; positive regulation of synaptic transmission, glutamatergic; postsynaptic neurotransmitter receptor diffusion trapping.